AUGCCGAAGACUGCUGUCUUCACCACUAUUACGCCGUUGCCGGCUGGCAUCACAAGGAAGAGUGUGCUUGAUAUGUACCGCGAUCAUCUCGCCAUGAUCGACCUGAACCCACUGGUCGUGGAACGGUUCAAAUGCAGGCCACCAAGCUAUGCGCCAACAGACGAGUACUGGGCUAUGUGGUAUACCAUCAAGGACAAGGUCUCAUAUCUACCGGGCGGCCUAGCUACAGGUUCUGUAUCAUACCACGCUUGUUUCACCGACACAGCCGAGGGUCUUAACACACACGUGUACGCGCCACUCGGUCUAGAUAUCCAAGGGAAGUGGACUGUAGGAGGAAGAUUACCUGGCGAGCCAAAGCCUCCAGCUGAGCCUGGACUCAAGACACCAAGACACGGACUGUACAUUCGGGAAGACGUUAAGAUGACUUGCUCAGCACUUCUAAUGAGCUUUGUCAAGAGGACGUUCAAGGACUCACACGGAAAGCUUGUUGAUAAGCUAGUGGAGAAGGCGCAUAUCCUGGAGUCAAACUUUGCGAAUGAGAGACUACAAGCACUCCGGAAUGUUGCUCCCGGUGAACGAAUGGGUCAUGGAGACAUCUUCAUCGCACCACCACCAGACUACGACUACCAGCCUUCUCCAACAUACCUCCAGGUUCCCUCGCCUCGCUUCGUAUCCCAUACAAGAAGUCAAAGCGACCCAGUGCUAUCUCCUGGCUUCUCUUCUUCCUCGACACUCAACGAUCCCAAUGACAGCCCCUUCAACAAGAAAGAUCGGCCAACAUCAUUCACGUUUGUACGUGAAGAGAAGGAGGUCUCGUCCUCCGCUCCCGAGGCAACCUCUUUUCUGCUGCCAGCGACAACAUACGACGGCGGGUUCUCGCAACGACGUGAGCGAUCAGCAUCAUUGUAUCCUGGCAGUUCGUCGGACCAACACUUCGAGCGCAUGAACUCCGAGCGAAUGAUAUCUCUACUACCGCUUAGUCCAACAACUCCGGCACCACCACAAGAUUGGAACGCCCCAGAGCACGCACCCAGGAUCUCUUAUACACCCGAAGAGCGACCUAUCUCAUUCACUUUCCCCUUUGACCCGAAGCACCCCUUUGAUCGCAAAUCGACAUCGGAGACGUCGCAAUCGGACCAACAAAACCUUCUCGACGACAUCGACGACGCAAUUGACGAAUUCAUGUAUACAUUACCUGCGGCUACAUAUAGUCCGCUGCCCGCAACCACAUACUCGCCCCAACCAACCCCUGAGCCGAUACUAUCCAGCGCAACAUAUACCCCAGAACCGACGCUAUCCAGCGCUACCUACAACCCAGAGGCCACCCUGACCAGCGCGACCUACAAGCCAGAGCCGAUACUUUCGAGCGCGGUCUACGACCCAAGACAUGCGCGAAAGGACUCCGCCAUGCCGUCUCAAGACUACGCCGACGAACGACCUCCGGUGCCUUUGAAGGACGACAAGUACAGGAAAGGUAGCCUGAGGGGAUAG
Molecule: messenger RNA, 1491 nt
Organism: Alternaria alternata
Lineage: Eukaryota; Fungi; Ascomycota; Dothideomycetes; Pleosporales; Pleosporaceae
Exons: 2
Coding region: 1-1491 (496 amino acids)
Source: RefSeq, a predicted model, not a curated record